Messenger RNA from Cylindrotheca closterium, 3468 nucleotides. The record is from the annotation of a GenBank genome assembly. Lineage: Eukaryota; Bacillariophyta; Bacillariophyceae; Bacillariales; Bacillariaceae.
AUGACUGACAAAACAGAUACAAAUAUCUUUUCAGAUUCUGCUGAGGGAUCACAGGAAAAUUUCUCGGAUGCCGACUUGAAUGACAACAAUAAUGAUGAUGAUGCAUCAUUAAAUGAGGAAUCAGAUGAAUCUUGGGAGGGUCAUUUUGAAGAACUGAAACGUCACAUGAACACGCAUUAUCCCGACGGUGGCUUUGUUCUGUGCUGCAAAUGUGAAAAGGUGCUUGGUGAUUGGGUCGCAGGGCAGCGUUAUCGGUACGUCAUAAAAGAACUUGAGCUGGAACGGAUUGCAAAGCUCGAGGUCCUUGGCUUCAUGUGGGAAGACAGCAGCCUUCUUCUUGCUGAGGAAUCUGAAGCGGAAGAGUCUGUUUCGUCUACAACAGCAAUCGCCGGAAGACCCGAAAAACCGUAUCUGGAAGUGGAACCAAAAGGCGAGAAUGCUCCAGAUGCCAAAUCAAAUGAGAAGAAUGAUCAUUCGGAUGACGAAUCAAGAGAAGAGAGUGAUUCCAAUUCCGGAGCUGACGCCGUGACCUAUACUGAAUGGGAUAGGCGCUUCAUGGAGUUGGAGCGUCACAUGAAUUAUGCGUACGCGGAUGGUGGUUACGUUGUGGCUGCAAACUGCCCACAACCGCUGCGAAGUUGGAUAUUACACCAACGAUAUCAUCAUCAGGAAAUGAUGGCUGGAAGACCACACAAUAUGACAGCUGAGAAUAUCCGAAGACUUGAAAGGAUUGGCUUUCGGUGGGAGCAGGACGAGCCCACAGAGAAAGACCAAAAAGAAAGUUUAUCAAAAACAAAAGCGAAGGGGCGGACUCAAUGGGAUACCUACUUCGAGAAACUGAAAGGUUUCAUGAAGAAACACGACAUUUAUAAGACUGGCGGUUUUGUCGAUGCUACACGGUGCGAAAAAGGCUUCUCGAAUUGGGUCAUCAAGCAGCGGGACGACUGUAGACUGAAAACGCUCGGAAGAGACUCUGACAUAACCGACGAGCAGGCUGAGAAGCUGGAGAGUAUUGGGUUUCAUUGGAGCAAGCAAUGCGAUCGCAAUGGUUUUGAGCCGAACAGUGAUGGGAGUCCAGAAUGUAGAAUUGCCCACAAACGAACAAUUCCGCAGCCAUCUGAUGAUGCUGCCCCAAAACGACAGAAGGUCGCAUGGCAACCAAAAAGGGCUAGGAGAAAGGUUGGCGGCAAGAUCUCAUGGGAUGAGCACUUUGAGAAUCUCAAGCAAAAGAUGAAGAUUCACUGCCCAAAUGGCGGCUAUUACGCACCUCAUUGGACCGACAAAAAGUUCUAUGCUUGGAUGGGUAAUCAACGUAACCAUUAUUGGAAAAAAAUAAAUGGAGAGGAAUCUCCAAUGAAAGAUGAACAUAUCGCAAAGUUCAGAAGCAUUGGCUUUGUUUUCGAGGAUCAGAAUACCGAGAAAACCAAAAAAUUGCAACAAUUGGACGAUGGUGACGAUGAUUCUGCUCUAAGCGAUAGCGAAGCAUCAGAAUCGAGUGACGAGGAAGAUCAAUUUGGCGUUCAUACCCACAGCAGCUUGGCAAGACGAAAAUCGGCCACCGGUAGUAGCAGCCAAACGCGAAAGGUGGAUCCUGCUUCGAAUUCCAGAGCCCACGAGUCUCAUGACAGCCAACGAAUCCCAUGGGAGGUGAGCUUUCAAAAGCUCGACCACUAUAUGAAGAAAAAUUAUCCCAAUGGAGGUUUUGUACGAUCUACAAAGUCUGACAUGAGGCUUUCCCAGUGGAUCAGGAAUCAGCGAAAGGAAUACAGCAAAGGUCGCCGGGGAUAUUACAGUCCUCUCAACAAGGACCGAAUUCGAAAAAUGGAGAGUCUUGGAUUCCUUUGGUCAGUACAAGAGGAACGCAACCACAAUUUACAACAGGAGGCUGCGCAAAGCAACAAGCCAAAACGUUUGCCACGAAAUGGUGAAAUUCCCUGGGAUACACACUAUGCAAUGCUUGUUCGCUUCAUGGAGAAAGACUAUCCAAACGGUGGCUAUGUAACACCCCCGCCACAGUCGGACGCCAGGUAUGGCCGGUUCAGCAGAUGGGUCUCUACGCAACGCACCCAAUAUCGCAGACGAGCUGCCUCGAAGCGUUCCAAUCUCACGGACGACCGAGUGAAAAAGUUGGAGCGGCUUGGAUUUCUUUGGGAGCCGGAAGAGGAACAGGGGCAGCAAACACCAAAAAACAGAAGGAACGAUGUGGUGGAGACAGAGGAUUCGGAUCACCCGGAAGAUGAGGAAUUCGAAUCAUCAUCAUCGUCCAAGCAUAACACUGUGCGUGGCCAAACAUCCUGGGAUACACACUAUGAAAUACUUGUGCGCUUUAUGCAUAAAUAUUAUCCAAAAGGUGGAUAUAUAAAACCCCCGCCAAAGUCGGACACCAGAUAUGGCAGGUUUAGUAGUUGGGUCCAUGAACAACGCUCUCAAUAUAAGCGUUCCGGUCUCGCGGACUAUCGAGUGGAGAAGAUGGAGCGGCUUGGAUUUUUGUGGGAACCGGAACAACCACCACCAAAGAGAAGGAACAUCGAGGCGGAGUCAGAAGACUCGGAUUGUCCGGGAGGAGAGGAAUUCGAAUCAUAUUCCAGGCGUCAAAUGUUAGACGACUCUUCCGCCCUCUCCUCAGAAGACGAAGACGAUAAUGCUGAUUCUGAACUUGACGAUAGCAAUGAAGAGGAUCAUGAAACUGGUCGUCAUAGUCGCAUUGGCUUGGCAAGGCGAACAUUGACCGCUAGUACGAGCAGUAGUAGUAGUGGUAGUAGAACACGACGAGUGGACCGUCCUGGUGAUCCGCUUGGCUACAGUGACGAGGAGGACGAGGAGGACGAGGAUGAAGAAAUUGGUCGACAUAGCAGUUUGGCAGCACGAACAGGAGCUAGGACACAAAGAGUGGACCGUCCUGCUCCAAACAAUUUGAGUGGUGGCUACGAGUCUCUGGACAAGAGACAACUUGUGCACCUGUUCAAGAGUCAACUAAAUCACGUGGAACUACUGAGAAAGGAGACUGCAAAGUUGCAAUCCGAGUUGCAACAACAGCAGCAACAACAACAAGCAAUAGCAGUGGUGACGCCGACCAAGCAUGAUCGUAGAGAACAAGAAUCCAAACGAGAAUCUAAAAAGUACAAGGCCAGACUGGUGAAGCAGAAAGAAAAGAAUCAGCGUUUGCAGGGAGAGAUUCAAGAUUUGAAACGUGAUCGUCAAGAGUCGUUGCAAAAGAAUGCCCGUCUACGUCAUAAGCACAAAGAAAGGAAACAGUCUUUGAAGGGAACGAUUCGAGAUUUGAAAGAUGAUAACAAAAAGUUGGCAGAAAAGAAUAUGCAUCUAACACAAUGCAAUGACAAUCUUCGACAAUCACACGUGACGGCCAUGGUUGAGGAACGAACCAACCUUCAACGCGAAACCAGGAAACGAAAAUUGGCUGAAAACCGCCUCGAAGAGGCCAAGAAGCGGAUUCCGAUGGAAUGGUAG